This is a messenger RNA of Nerophis lumbriciformis (worm pipefish), 1773 nucleotides long. The record is from RefSeq and is a predicted model, not a curated record. Lineage: Eukaryota; Metazoa; Chordata; Actinopteri; Syngnathiformes; Syngnathidae.
AUGGUGGUUCCAGAAAGCGCCAGUCUGGUCGCCCAGACUGAUAAUGGCAGUCCCCCUGGCAUAGAGGGCUCCAAGCUGGGAUGCAAGGAAGAGGUGGAGGGGACUCAAGACCUAGCGGGGGUGGAACUGGAGGAGGUCCGAAAGUUGCAAGAACUUGUUCAUAGACUGGAGGUGCAGAAUGAGACGCUGCGCAACAGGGGAGCCAAACACAUUAUCAAUCGAGGAGCCAGUGGCGAGGGCAGAGACUUGGAGCUGUCACCCCCUCUGGAAAGCUUCAGUGGCAACAUGUCCCCACUCCCAGGGACCAUCAGGCCUGGGGAGGACGAGGAUGAAGAUGCGGCUGAAGAUGUCGGGCCGUGCAGCGGCUUCCUCACGUUGACCUGUAGCGGAGGGCCAAGACAAGGCCAAAGCCAGACGCCGGACAGCCCGUCUCAGGAGAGCUAUGAGUCCGAGACGCUUGCAGAGAGCGAUUCGGGGAUGGAGCAAUCGGCUUUUGAUGAGGUGGACAUUCUUGAUUUGGAAGAUGAGUGUGCUGAAGUGGAAGAUGAGGACAGUUGGUUGUACGUAUCACCUAAAAAACAAGUAUCAGACGCAGUCCCUGAGUCUCCCCUGAAGUGGUGUCGGCAGGUUUUGGAGCAACGCAGCCCAGAGACGGAGAAGGCAUGUCGGACACUCAUGAGUCGUUUGGACCAGACAUCCCGGUGGAGGAACAUGUACAGCAGCCCAUCAGCAGAGGCAGGCUCAGCAGGCUCAGGCCUGAUCUCUCCUGGGUACCACAAAUCAACUAACAAAUCUCUACUAACCUGUGGCAGCUCAGGUGUCUCUGGUGUGCCCUCAACCAUGAGUUCUCAGUCUUCUAUAGAUAGCGAGCUCAGUACUUCAGAUGACUCCAUCUCCAUGGGUUAUAAACUGCAAGAUCUUACUGAUGUCCAGAUCAUGGCUCGUUUACAAGAAGAGAGUCUGAGACAGGAUUACGCUUCCAGUUCAGCAUCUGCAUCACGCCGCAGUUCCACAACAUCCCUUCAGUCCCUUCGCCGGGGCGGCACCUACAGCGACCAGGAAUUUGAUAAUUAUAGCCUGGAAGAUGAAGAGGAUGAAUUCAGCCCUGUCCCCCAGCAACGCCACCGCUUCACUCCUUCUCCCUUGGGAUCACCUCGAUGUUUGUCGCCCUCCACGUCCAAUCACGGUCAGGAGCACAGUAGCAGACUCGGAGCCCCUCGCACAAGAACACCCAGACGAUCUCUACAAGGCCCGAGUGCAGAGCUUCUCAAAUUUGCCAAGAGUGAAGAAGAGUUGAGGCACAGCAUGCCUAAUCUGGCCCCUCGCACCAGCCUACGUUCACUGGAGGCAGUCAGAAACAGCCGCAGCAUGGAGGCUAACCUCCAGAGCUCUGGCAAUCGCAUGUCCCAUUUGACUCCCUCCCCCUCCUCAGGUAUGGCUGCUAGUCGACUGCGCAGCAACGGCCAAUCUCCUCUUUCCCUCCGGGCUCCAGUAAAAGCUGUCACCCCCGUGGGCUCUAUGGCAUCUCGUCACCCGUCCAGAGGUCUCCCUGUUAUCCAAGCACCCCCUGCUUCAGGGGCUCGUCGGGUCCAGCCUGCUGCAUCUGCUAAUGGUGGAUCCUAUAUACCAGGAAGAGCCUCCACUGGCGUAGGGCGGACAGCUGUGGGCCGAGGACAGUCCGUACCCACCAGAAGUAAACUAUCACAACCAGCCAGAAGGUCGUUGGGCAUGGCUAGAAUUUCCGAUGAAUCCUGGAAAGAUGGCUGCUACUGA